CAACAAAUCCCCGUUUCCCGUUGACCGCGGGGCGGGACCCUCGCGGCUUUCCGUCCAAUUCUCGCGCCUCUGGGCGUGAGGGGAGCAGGCCGGUGCCGCUGGGGGCUGCGGCGGAGUUGGUGAAGCGCAGGGCGGGUCGGGACUACUUGGCUGGCGGAGUUUGCGCUCCCUCCCUCUCUACCCUAACAUUUUGGGGGUGGGGAGAAGUUAAGGACAGAGUUAAAUGGUAUAGAGCGGCAGAGGUGACAGGACUUGGCGGAGGUGACUUCGUGCAUGUCUCCGGCCCGGGUCUGAGAGUUCACCAGUUCAGUCCAUACCCCUGUGGUUCCUGAACAGAAUUGUUACAACAAGCACUUGGCAGUCCUAAACAACUCGUCUUGGUUUACCGUGUUCCUAUUGUGACUGCAUCAUGGAAAAUCAACUGGCUAAAUCAACUGAAGAAAGGACAUUUCAGUACCAAGAUUCCCUUCCAUCGCUGCCUGUUCCUUCACUUGAAGAAUCAUUAAAAAAAUACCUUGAAUCGGUAAAGCCAUUUGCAAAUGAGGAAGAAUAUAAGAAUACUGAAGCAAUUGUCUGGAAAUUUCAAAAUGGCAUUGGAGAAAAAUUGCAGCAGAAAUUACUUCAAAGAGCAAAAGGAAAAAGAAACUGGCUGGAAGAGUGGUGGCUGAAUGUUUCCUACCUGGAUGUUCGUAUACCAUCACAACUGAAUGUCAACUUUGGGGGUCCUGCAAGCCAUAGUGAACACUACUGGCCUCCAAAGGAAGGCACACAAUUGGAAAGAGGAAGUAUAAGUCUUUGGCAUAACUUGAACUACUGGCAGCUAUUAAGAAAAGAAAAGUUAGCUGUCGAAAAAAUUGGAAAUACUCCUCUAGAUAUGAAUCAAUUCCGAAUGCUGUUUUCUACCUGCAAGAUUCCAGGAAUUACUAGAGAUUCAAUUAUUAAUUAUUUUAGGACUGAGAGUGAAGGACAUUCCCCAAGUCACCUUGCAGUGUUGUGUCGAGGCCGAGUUUUUGUCUUUGAUGUAAUGCAUGAAGGAUAUCUGAUGACUGCACCAGAGAUUCAGAGGCAAUUGACAUACAUCCAAAAGAAAUGCCACAGUGAACCCGACGGACCUGGGGUAGCAGCGUUAACUACUGAGGAGCGAACUCGAUGGGCUAAGGCACGAGAAUAUUUGAUUAGUCUUAAUCCAGAGAACCUGACUAUGUUAGAAAAAAUUCAGAGCAGUUUACUGGUAUUUUGUUUAGAUGAUGACAGUCCACAUGUUACACCAGAAGAUUAUUCUCAGGUUUCUGCAAAGAUUCUUAAUGGAGACCCAACAGUACGCUGGGGUGACAAAUCUUAUAACUUGAUUGCCUUUUCUAAUGGAGUAUUUGGCAGUAAUUGUGAUCAUGCUCCUUUUGAUGCAAUGGUUCUGGUAAAAGUCUGCUAUUAUGUUGAUGAGAACAUUCUUGAGAAUGAAGGAAGAUGGAAGGGCUCAGAAAAAGUACGAGAUAUACCGGUUCCAGAGGAGCUUGUUUUCACUGUGGAUGAAAAAGUAUUAAAUGACAUCAACCAAGCUAAGGCCCAGUAUUUCAAGCAGGCGUCUGAUCUCCAGCUUGUGGUAUAUGCCUUUACAUCUUUUGGCAAAAAGCUAACCAAGGAGAAGCAGCUUCACCCUGAUACAUUUAUUCAGCUGGCACUUCAGCUGGCCUAUUACAGACUUCAUGGACGUCCUGGUUGCUGCUAUGAAACAGCUAUGACAAGAUUAUUUUAUCAUGGCCGUACAGAGACUGUGCGACCAUGUACAGUAGAAGCAGUCAAUUGGUGCCAAUCCAUGCAGAAUCCUUCUACCAGUCUUCUUGAGCGGCAGCACAUGAUGUUAGAAGCUUUUGCAAAACAUAGUAAAAUGAUGAAAGAUUGUUCAACUGGAAAAGGAUUUGACCGUCAUCUUUUAGGCCUCUCACUCAUAGCAAAGGAGGAAGGCCUCCCUGUUCCAGAACUCUUCACAGACCCCCUCUUCUCCAGGAGUGGAGGAGGUGGAAACUUUGUUCUCUCAACCAGUCUGGUUGGUUAUUUAAGAGUCCAGGGCGUGAUGGCUCCCAUGGUGCACAAUGGCUAUGGAUUCUUCUAUCAUAUCAGAGAUGACAGACCAUUCUCUGCGCAGCAGCCCUGAUGGCCAAAUGGAACCCAGGUCAUACUCGCCUACUCAGAACCCUCCGAGGGCUUUUCCUUUCAGUCACACGAGAUCCAAAGUCCUCCUGAGAGACCUCAUGAUCUUGCUCUCAUCUGCCUCUCUGACCUUGUCUCCUGCAGUGCUUCUGAUUGCCUCCACUCCAGCCACAAAGGCUACCUUGUACCUGCCAGGAAAGCACUGUCCUCGAGGCCCUCACAGUCGUGAUUUCCUCCUUUUAGUAGUCUCUUCCCUGCAGUAUGUGCAAAGGUAACCCCCUUGUUUCAAAGGCUCUCAUCAGAGAGGCCUUCCCUGACCAUCUAAAAUAGCAGUCCCCCUUCUCCACACACACCUGUUGUAUUUUAACAUUUAUAACCACCCAGUGUGUGUGUGUGUGUGUGUGUGUGUGUGUGUGUGUGUGUGUUAUCUAUAUUUACUUCCUAGAAUAUAAGCCUGCAAGAACAUGAUUUUUAAUUUUUUUGAAUCUCCAGCUCAACAUAUUGUGCUCAUUCCUAUUUCCCAGUGACUUUGUUGUUUAAUAGAAGCACACAAGUCUGAGGAUAGGGAAGAGCUUGGAAUAUUAAGGGGCAGUAUGGCUAUACAUUAACAAUUGAGUGGGAAGUUGGUAGAAAAAGAGAUAGAAGAGGGGGAGACCAGAGCUAAAACUGGUAGGAAGGGCAGUGUUCUCAACCCUAGUGCAUCUGAGAAUUUACCUGAAGAGCUUUAGAAACAGUAUUCCUGAAGGUACUGAUUUGGUUGGGGUGCUCCAUUGAUGUAGGGCCUUGUAACAUGGUAAGAAAUUUGGAUUUCCUCCAAAAAGUAACGGGAAGCAUUUUACCAAUUUUAAGUAUUAAAGUUAAACUUGUUUUAUUUACAUUUGAGAAAGACCCUUGGCUGUUAUAUGCAGAAUAAAUUAGGUAGAUAGUAAUAUGAACAAGAAUGAGAUGAAAGAAAUCAGGAAGCAUGGAUGGUAUGUAUGUUGAACAAGGCAGUUGAUACUGAAGGUGGAGAGCAUGGAGAGGUUUGAGAGAUGUUUUGGAGGUAGAACCAGUAAGACUUAUUGAUGGAUUACUGAUUCCAAUGGUGGCAUUUACUGGGAUGGAGAAAAUUAGAGGGGAAAUGGGCAUGUUAGUGUAGAAGUAAUAAUUUCGUUUUGUACAUGGUCACUUCAAAAUUUCUGCUAAUACAGGAAUUAAUUAUAAUUUGUAUUUAUAUACAAGAUAAUAUGCCAGUAGGCAGUUGGAUAUAUGAGUUUGGAGCUCAGAAAACAAGUCAGAGCUCAAGGUGUACUCAGUUUGAGUCAUUACUGUGUAUAUACCCCAAAUACAUGGAAAUUCUCUGAAAGGAAUUUUUCAUUCAUUGUUAAGCUUGAAAAUGCAUGACCUAGAGAAAGUUAGUUUAUUUUUGAAAUAGCAUUUUAUUUUAUGUGUACUUCAUGCUCAUUGUUAAAAAUAUUUUGUAAAAUAUGGAAAAAUAUAAGAACAAAUUUAACAUUUCUGUUAUAAGACAUGACAUUAUCUUUCUAAUCUAUAAUGUGCAUAGAUUAUAGCAUAUACUUUUUUAUAAAUGUAGAUCAUAUUAUAAUUAUUUUUUUGUGAAUUGCAUUCUCAAUAUUAUUUCAGCCAUUUCUCAGUGCCAUUAAAUAUGCUUUGAGGUAU
Molecule: messenger RNA, 3807 nt
Organism: Bubalus bubalis (water buffalo)
Lineage: Eukaryota; Metazoa; Chordata; Mammalia; Artiodactyla; Bovidae
Gene: CROT
Product: carnitine O-octanoyltransferase
Exons: 18
Coding region: 410-2152 (580 amino acids)
Cellular component (GO): peroxisome
Molecular function (GO): carnitine O-octanoyltransferase activity
Source: RefSeq, a predicted model, not a curated record